AUGGCGGAGCAUUUGGCAUCGAUCUUCGGAACCGAGAAAGACAGAGUUAACUGCCCUUUCUACUUCAAGAUCGGAGCUUGCAGACACGGCGACCGCUGUUCUAGGCUUCACACUAAGCCCACCAUUAGUCCCACUCUCGUUCUCUCCAACAUGUAUCAGAGACCUGAUAUGAAUCUCAACUUCAUCAACCCUACCCCUAAUCAGCCUCAGCAACCUCAACCGCCUCAGCAGCCUCAGCCGGAAUCACUCGACCCUGAUAAGCUUCAAGAACACUUCGAUGAUUUUUAUGAAGAUCUGUUUGAGGAGCUUAGCAAGUAUGGGCAAAUUCAGAGCUUGAAUAUUUGUGACAAUUUGGCUGAUCACAUGGUUGGCAAUGUAUAUGUUCAGUAUAAAGAGGAAGACCAUGCUGCUAAUGCCCUAAUGAAUCUCACUGGAAGAUUUUACUCAGGUCGACCAAUCAUUGUUGACUUCUCGCCUGUUACGGAUUUUCGAGAAGCUACUUGUAGGCAGUACGAGGAAAAUGUAUGCAAUCGAGGUGGCUACUGCAACUUUAUGCAUCUAAAGAAAAUUAGCAGAGAUUUGAGGAAGCGGUUAUUUGGAAGAAGUAGGCGGUCAUGGAAUGACCGUAGUGGAAGCAGAAGCCGGAGCCCACCAAGGAAUCGUAACUAUGAGGGGCGUUCAUAUUCUGGUCGUGGUUCUGGUAGAAGGGACCUUGACAGGCCUCAUGGCCACCAUGGUAGGAGGCCAAGAAGCCGUAGUCCUCGUCAUAGAGGAAAAAGAAGUAGAAGUCCAGCUGGCAGGGAUAGGAGUCCAAACCCCAUCAGAGAAAGAGAAAGUAGUGUAGAAAGGAGAGCUAGAAUAGAACAAUGGAACAGGGAGAAAGAAGUUGAAGAUUCUGGUAACAAGGACAAUAAGAGUAGCAAUGAUUAUGAAGAACCGAGCUUAAGAAAUGGCAGUGAGUCUGGUAAUCAUCAGAUAGAGUAA
Messenger RNA from Lathyrus sativus (Indian pea), 984 nucleotides. Lineage: Eukaryota; Viridiplantae; Streptophyta; Magnoliopsida; Fabales; Fabaceae. The record is from the annotation of a GenBank genome assembly.